AUGAAUAUGGACAAUAGUGCAAUGAUCGAAGCUGAGCCUUACUCAUUCGAAUUUUUUCCAAAGCAAUGCGCAUUACUGAUUAUCGACAUGCAACGCGAUUUCUUAGAAGACGGUGGUUUUGGUGCUAUGCUCGGCAAUGACGUUGCACAGCUCCGUCGAACCAUCGAACCAAACCGUACGUUAUUAUCAACUUGGCGAGCUGCUGGGCUUUUAGUUAUACAUACUCGUGAAGGUCAUCGCUCGGAUUUGAGAGAUCUACCGCUGACCAAGAAGAUUCGUGGUCAAAAUAGAAUCUGUAUUGGUGAUGUUGGCCCAAUGGGUCGGAUUUUAGUACGAGGCGAGCCUGGUCACGAUAUUAUUCCUGAACUUUAUCCGUUACCAAAUGAAUCGAUAAUUGAUAAACCAGGCAAAGGUGCAUUUUAUGCAACCGACUUACAUGUUAUCCUGCAGAAUCUAAACAUCAAGCAAUUGAUCAUUACUGGGGUGACCACUGAAGUAUGCGUUCAUACAACUGUUCGCGAAGCCAACGAUCGUGGAUAUGAUUGUCUUGUUCUUGAGGAUUGCGUGGGAUCUUACUGUCCAGAAUUUCAAACAGCAGGAUUGAACAUGAUCAAAGCACAAAAAGGUAUUUUUGGCUGGGUAUCACACUCAGCCAAGGUGCUUGCAAUCCUCGGAAAAUCAACAUAG
This is a messenger RNA of Rotaria socialis, 687 nucleotides long. The record is from the annotation of a GenBank genome assembly. Lineage: Eukaryota; Metazoa; Rotifera; Eurotatoria; Philodinida; Philodinidae.